AUGGCUCUGCUGCUGGCAGCGGCACAAGUGCUGCUGCUGCUGGGUCUGCCUGGGGACUCCCAGUGCCUCUGCUCGCCCACUGCCUUCUACAAGAACUGCUGGAUCCGGCGCUUCCCGGGGCUCCUGGUGGACGUGCGGGAGUCGCGGCGGAGGGGAGCGCAGCUGCUGAAGGGCUAUGCGGAAAUCUCCCCCCAGCAGUGCAGCAGGACCUGCUGCCUUCUGAGCAAUGUCUCCUGCAAUCUAGCAGUGUUCUACCAUGGAGCCAUUCAUGAGAACAGGAACUGCCUGCACAUGUCUUGCCCAGCUUUGGAAAGCUGCAUUCUAAAGGCCGGAGUUGAUGUCAUUUUGUACAACAUCACAACAGGGAUUGAUCCAGAUCUUCUCAUUUUUGAGAAACUGAAAUCCCAAGAGCCAAAUGUUUACUCCUCAGCAAGUAAAUCUGAGAGGCAGCACAGCACAAAGACCUCUGAUGGGAGAAGAUGCCAACAUCCCAAUGCAACCACGUCAUGUUCUCCUCUGCUCCGAGCUCCACCUGCUGCCACGAGCCAUGGCUUACCAGCAAGCACUCCCACCCCCAGCUGGAGUCUGACAGUGCAGAGAAAUGAAGGUACUGCCUAUUCCAGGGCAGAAACUUCCCCAGCAGCCAUUGCUUUUGAUAAGAGGACAAGCAGCAGGUCAGUCACCAGCUCAGACAAGACUGCACACUCAGCUUUGAGCCCCAAGCCUGCCCAGGUGUUAUCCCACAUGCCCACCCCUCCUCGCCUGAACAGCAGCAAGCAACACCUCAAUGAAACCAAAGGCUACAGUGGCAGGAAUUCCACGUCAGAUAAUGAGGCAGCUGCCUGGGAAGCUGCAGCUUUGGGGGUCUGGCUGAUUCCUGUUGUCCUUUGCUCCUCUCUGCUCUGCCUGUGCUGUUGCACUGUUGCCCUCACAGCCGGGCACUGCGGCUGCAGGAGAGGUCACUAUAAACCCGUAAGGACAACAACCAUGUCCAGACAGCUCAUAAAAUAUGCUCCUGUCAGAGGUAAUCUGUGA
Pyrgilauda ruficollis (rufous-necked snowfinch) is the source of this 1035-nucleotide messenger RNA. RefSeq names its product MANSC domain containing 4 (gene MANSC4). Lineage: Eukaryota; Metazoa; Chordata; Aves; Passeriformes; Passeridae. The transcript has 3 exons. The coding region runs from base 1 to 1035 and encodes 344 amino acids. The record is from RefSeq and is a predicted model, not a curated record.